AUAGAAUAUCUUGCAGCCAUUUAGAUACAGCGUGGUUACGAUAAGCGACGGACAUCUAUAAGUUACCAAAAUGAAAGCAGUAGUGUUCGAUGGAAAGAAUCUCUCCCUAAAGUAUGAUGAGAACUACCCUAUGCCCACCAUUCUGAAGGACGAUGACGUGAUCGUGAAAGUGGAGUAUUCGGGCGUUUGUGGCACGGAUCUGCAUAUUAUACAGGGGGAGUUUCCAGCAUCGAAAGAGAGGCCGCUGCCGCUCGGACACGAAUUCAGCGGGGUCGUGCAUCAAGUGGGGAAAGCGUCAAUCUUCAAAGUGGGGCAAAAAGUCGUGGUUGAUCCUAAUCGUGCCUGUAACCUCUGCAACUUCUGUCGCGACGGUAAAUACCAGUACUGCCUGACAGCCGGCAUAAACAGUACUAUCGGCAUCUGGAAGGACGGCGGCUGGGCGCAAUACUGCCGCUGCCCUCAGGAUCAAGUGUACGCGCUGCCCGAUGGAAUCACCACUGAACAAGCGGGUCUCUGCGAGCCAUACUCGUGCGUGUCCCACGGAUUCGACCGCAUCGCCCCGCUGCCUGUGGGGAACAAGAUACUCAUCGUCGGCGCUGGAAUUAUCGGUAACUUAUGGAUAACAACAUUACAUCUUCAGGGGCACCGGGAUGUCACGGUUUCAGAGAUGAACAAAGCCAGGCUGGAUAUAGUUAAGCUAUUGGAUACCGGCUACAGGCUGAUCACACCAGAUGUUCUGGCUGCUGAAAAACAACUUUAUGACGUCAUUAUUGAUUGCACAGGCGUGGGCAAAGUGAUGGAGAUCAGCUUUAACUAUCUCCGGCACGGGGGCAAAUACGUACUGUUUGGAUGCUGCCCUCCCACACAUCAAGCUUCGUUGAACCCAUUCCAAAUUUAUGAUAAGGAGUUGACUAUAAUCGGUGUGAAGAUUAAUCCGUUCAGCUUUCCAAAGGCUCUUGGAUUACUUCGAGCUAUGGGCAGCAGAUACCUCAACUAUGAGAAGUUGGGUGUUAAGACCUACCCUCUCUCCGGAUACCAGGAUGCGCUGAAAGAGUUGAAGGCGGGAACUAUCUCAAAGGCCAUAUUCAAAAUUGUUUGAUACAGUCACCAGUGAUUUUAUAACUGAUUAAGAUUGAAUAAAGUUUCAAUUCGAAA
Messenger RNA from Pararge aegeria (speckled wood butterfly), 1155 nucleotides. RefSeq names its product D-arabinitol dehydrogenase 1-like. The transcript is spliced from 10 exons. Bases 71 to 1099 code for a protein of 342 amino acids. NCBI's taxonomy places the organism in Eukaryota, Metazoa, Arthropoda, Insecta, Lepidoptera, Nymphalidae. The record is from RefSeq and is a predicted model, not a curated record. Gene Ontology annotation, molecular function: oxidoreductase activity; zinc ion binding.